Messenger RNA from Dothidotthia symphoricarpi CBS 119687, 1759 nucleotides. Its product is annotated as small GTPase. The transcript has 4 exons. NCBI's taxonomy places the organism in Eukaryota, Fungi, Ascomycota, Dothideomycetes, Pleosporales, Dothidotthiaceae. The record is from RefSeq and is a predicted model, not a curated record. Gene Ontology annotation, biological process: regulation of exit from mitosis. Gene Ontology annotation, cellular component: spindle pole body. Bases 272 to 1360 code for a protein of 362 amino acids. Gene Ontology annotation, molecular function: GTPase activity; GTP binding.
CACCCAACUCGCACAAACAACACCCCCGCGCUGUCGUCAGAGCCUCCUGCGCCGCUGCACCCUCCCCCCGACGCGCGCCCACGUCCCCGACACGCCCGCGACGCUGCUCGACACGCCUGACGCGUGCGCCACUGCCUCCCCUCAUAGCGGGGCCUCGUGCGCCUAGUGCUGUGUCCUGCGCGCACCGGCAUUUCAGCCUCUCCUAUUCGCUCAUCGCCCGCAUCCCAGACACGUCGAGUCAAGAGCGCAGACGAGCAGCCGUAUCUUGCCCAUGGAGGGCAUGGAGCCGCAGCCCGAGCACCUGGCCGCCCACACGCCCGCCCCCGUCCUGGAGCAGCCACCCGCAGAGGGCCUCGACGCGCAGAAGCACAUGGACCAGACCAUGGACGCCGACGACAGCAUGACCACCAUCACCGCCCCGACGAGCCCGCCCAUCGCGAGUCCGCCCAUGGCCAGCCCGCUGCCCGACUACCACCAGAACCACAGUGCCUACACGUCGCCCGAGCCCCACCGGCCCUCGACCUCGUACUCGGACACGGCCUACCAGUACGCCGCCCCGAAUGGCUCGCGCUUCAACACGUCCUCGGACGCAGACACACCGCCGCGCCAGCCCUACCACGACAACCCCAAGGAGACACACAUGGGCCAGGCCCAGUCACACUCGCGCCCGAGCUCGCAGCUGGGCCGCUACUCGAGCUCAGAGGGCGGUGCGCGCUCGGCUGCCUACCAAGAACAGAACCAGCGCGGCGCGCAACCACCGCCCGAAGCCGCCAACAAGAACGCCAGCGUCGUCAUCAAGGUCGGCAUGGUGGGGGACGCCCAGAUUGGAAAGACCAGCCUGAUGGUCAAGUACGUCGAGGGCAGCUGGGAUGAAGACUACAUCCAGACGCUGGGUGUCAACUUCAUGGAGAAGACCAUAUCCAUCCGGAACACGGAGAUCACCUUCUCCAUCUGGGAUCUAGGGGGCCAGCGCGAGUUCGUCAACAUGUUGCCGCUCGUGUGCAACGACGCCGUGGCCAUACUCUUCAUGUUCGACUUGACCCGCAAAAGCACGCUCAACUCCAUCAAGGAGUGGUACAGGCAAGGGCGCGGCUUCAACAAGACCGCCAUCCCGUUCCUGGUCGGCACAAAGUACGACCACUUUGUCAACUUUCCCCGCGAGGAGCAAGAAGAGAUCUCGAAUCAGGCCAAGCGAUUCGCGCGGGCAAUGAAGGCCAGUCUCAUCUUCAGCAGUACCAGCCACAGUAUCAACGUUCAAAAGAUCUUCAAAAUCGUCCUCUCCAAAGCCUUCGACCUAAAGUGCACAAUCCCCGAGAUUGAAAACGUCGGCGAGCCGCUUCUCCUCUACCAGGCCGUCUAGUCGCCGGACCGCAGAGUCAAGCCCAGAACCGAAGGCCCGCCACGCAUCAGCCUUGGAAAAGGACACAUGGGGCGCGCCGCCUUCUACCGGGGCAAUGUUACAAUGAGCGAAUGACCUUGAUGAUACUCCUAUAAUUUUCUCUCGCGUGGGAAUAUGCAUGAUAUCGGCGACUGGAGCAAACGUGCUACUACUACUACAACUAUUACCAGUACAUUGGGAAAGGGAAGGGAAAGGGAAGGGAGCAAAAUCGGCGUUUAUCUUGUUGGAUUAUGCGCGUCUUUUUACUACUACUUCUACUACUACUAUGCAUUCUGCCGUGCUGGCCGCGUUUGCGAUGCCCCCUCUGCGUUUGUCGUCUCUUAGCUACGGUAGUGUCUUAUCAAAUAUUACAUAUUGAAG